Messenger RNA from Rhineura floridana, 3192 nucleotides. It is a transcript of the gene ELAC2, whose product is annotated as elaC ribonuclease Z 2. Gene Ontology annotation, molecular function: 3'-tRNA processing endoribonuclease activity. The record is from RefSeq and is a predicted model, not a curated record. Gene Ontology annotation, cellular component: mitochondrion. The transcript has 24 exons. The coding region runs from base 112 to 2625 and encodes 837 amino acids. Gene Ontology annotation, biological process: mitochondrial tRNA 3'-end processing. Lineage: Eukaryota; Metazoa; Chordata; Lepidosauria; Squamata; Rhineuridae.
AUUGGUCUGUGAGCGGCCAAAUGGGCGAAAAGGGUGAGUAGCGUGUAGUCAGUUGCUGUAGUGUGGGUCCCCACGCGCGUCCCCCUGACAGCAGCAGAGUGCGGUGACUGAAUGUGGAGGCGAUUGGUGUGGGUGACAGCCAGGGCCAUGUCUGAAGGAGUGUCUCGCCGUCAGCGUCCGCCGAAGGACCCGUUGCGGCACCUGCGCUCGCGGGAGAAGCGCCUGGGAGCCACGGGGACCUUGCAGGCCGAAGGACCCAGGACCGUUUUCGUGCAAGUGGCCGCGGCGGGGACGCGAGAUGCGGGAGCCGCCGUCUACGUUUUCUCUGAGUAUAACCGGUAUCUUUUUAAUUGUGGAGAAGGAAUGCAGCGCCUUAUGCAAGAGCACAAGUUAAAAGUAGCUCGCUUAGACAAUAUAUUCAUCACCAGAAUGAACUGGGCAAAUGUUGGUGGUUUGUCUGGAAUGAUUCUUACCUUAAAAGAAACAGGGGUUCCAAAGUGUGUGCUAUCUGGGCCACCACAGCUGCAAAACUACUUGGAGGCAAUCAAAGUAUUUUCUGGUCCAUUAAAAGGAAUAGACUUAGCUGUGCGGCCCUAUUCUGAUCCAGAAUAUCAGGAUGAGACAAUGACUGUCUAUCAAGUUCCCCUGGUAGGUAAAAAGCCAGCAGGUGAGCAAAGGCUACAUCUGAGUUCUGAAUCACCAGCUGGCAAGGCUGACCAAAAGCAUAUCUCAGGACAGGGAUCUCCAUCUAUGGAGCAACAGUUCCCACAGGGUGGCAGAAGUAAAGAAUCCCCUGAUAAAAAUGAUGGAAGCUGGCGUAUUGGUCAGAGGGACCCAUCUCUUGUUGUUGCAUUUAUUUGUAAGCUCCAUCCAAAGAAAGGGAACUUCUUGGUCCUCAAAGCAAAGGAGCUUGGCUUGCCUGUUGGCACUGCAGCAAUUGCUCCCAUCAUAGCAGCUGUGAAAGAUGGGAAGAACAUCACAUUUGAAGGCAGAGAGAUCUUGGCUGAAGAAGUUUGCACUCCCACAGACCCAGGGGCAGUUUUCAUCAUUGUGGAGUGUCCUCAUGAAGGCUUUGUAGAUGCAAUCUGUGAAAACAGCACACUGCAAAGGUAUCAAGAAGGAAAACAGGAGAAUCCUGUGGCUUUAGUUGUUCAUAUAACUCCAGACCCUAUUCUGCGGGACAGUCGGUAUAAGCAAUGGCUAGAAAGAUUUGGAGCCAAUACUCAGCAUUUGAUACUCAAUGAGAAGUGCCACUCAGUGCAUCAUCUCCGUAGCCACAAAAUUCAAACCCAGCUGAACCUCAUCCAUCCAGAGAUCUUUCCAAUGCUUACCAACUACCAAAGCAAGGAAGAAGAAGCCACAUUCAAUGUGCCUGUUACACGAGGAGAGUGCCUCCUCAAGUACCAGCUGAGACCCAAAUUAGAAUGGCAGAGGGAGGCUAUUACUGCUUGUAAUUCUGCUGAAUUUGUAACUGAAGCCUUGGAGCUUCCUCACUUCCAGGAUUGUGUGCAGAAGUGCAAAGAGAUGUUACCUGUCAGACCUGCCUCAUCAGGAAACGCAGGCUGUUACCCAGAAGUUGUAUUCUUAGGAACAGGCUCAGCAGUCCCAAUGAAACUCCGGAAUGUUAGCUCCACCCUGAUAAACAUUAGCUCCACCCAGUCUUUGCUUCUGGAUUGUGGUGAAGGAACAUUUGGCCAGCUUUGCCGCCAUUAUGGAGAUGAAAUUGACCAAAUCCUGUGUAACAUUGCAGCUGUGUUUGUGUCUCACAUACAUGCUGAUCAUCAUACAGGCUUGUUGAAUAUCUUGUUACAGAGACAUCGUGCAUUUAUGACCCUGGGUCAGUCCUCCAGUCCGUUGUUACUUGUUGCACCCACACUGCUCAUGACAUGGCUGCACCAAUACCACGACCAUUGCCAAGAAAUCCUGGGGCACAUCAACAUGAUUCCGGCGCGGUUCUUAAUAGAAGGGUGUGAUGUCUUUAAACCUAAAGCAAAGGCAUUCAUUAGUCUGCUUAUGGAGAAAUAUGACUUUGCCAAGUUUCAGACAUGUGAGGUCCGGCACUGUAAGAAUGCUUUUGCUUGUUCCAUGGUUCACAAAUCUGGGUGGAAAAUAGUAUAUUCUGGUGACACGAUGCCAUGUGAGGCUUUAGUUGACAUGGGGAAAAAUGCUUCUCUGUUGAUUCAUGAAGCUACACUGGAAGAUGGAUUAGAAGAGGAAGCUAUAGAGAAGACACACAGCACUACCUCCCAAGCAAUUGAAGUUGGGAUGAAGAUGAAUGCAGAAUUCAUUAUGCUCAAUCACUUCAGCCAGCGUUAUGCUAAAAUCCCUCUCUUCAGUGAGGAUUUCAGUGAGAGGGUUGGAAUUGCAUUUGAUCACAUGCAGGUGUGUUUUGGUGAUUUUGCUGCCAUUCCAAAACUGAUCCUGCCAUUGAAAGCCUUGUUUGCAGAUGAGAUUGAGGAGAUGGAAGAACGAAGGGAGAAACGCGAGCUGCGUCUUCUGAAAGAGGCAAUUAGAGCUUCUGAGGCCCAGACUGUUGUUGCAAACAAGGCACCAGCCAAAAUGAAAUUGGGACACACAGAAGAUUCCCAUGGAGUACCGAACAAAAAACUAAAAACUGUCAACUGAGCAAAGCAGCAAAUAGCUGCCUUUGUGCCUUUUAACCAGGAAGAAUAACUUAUGCAUAACAUGUGAUGUGCACAGCACUGAAGAUUCUAGGAGACAUCCACACACCUGAACUUAGCCAAACUUGGCUGGCCUCUGCUUCUACAGGUGCAAUUCCUGCUGGACACAUUACUAGCACAGCUAGCAAAACAUGCUUCCUGGCUACAAUGUAUCAGAAACAUGAUCUGUUCUAAUGGUACACUUGAUUGUUUGCUAGAAAUAUUCCCCCCCCUUUUUUUUAAAUUUGAGGCACAUGGCAAAAAGUAUGAAUUAGACCAAGGUAAAUCAGGCUAUUUUGGGGAUAGGAUCUCUGCAAUAAAUAUUUAUAAAUGUUAGGGGGUGACCACUUCACAGUAGAAGAGGAUGUGUUGUAUUGUAGCCAUGCAUGCCUCCAGCAGUAAUACCAGAUAUCUAGGAUUAAUCUUGCAGAACUCCUCAUUGCUUUUGGUAUUUGCAGCAUUAAUGCUGUGGGUACUUUUUACUUGUGUUUUUUUUAAGUUCAGGGAACCAGUAAAUGGAAUUUACUAAUUA